Messenger RNA from Miscanthus lutarioriparius, 1032 nucleotides. The record is from the annotation of a GenBank genome assembly. Lineage: Eukaryota; Viridiplantae; Streptophyta; Magnoliopsida; Poales; Poaceae.
AUGGCAUCCGAGGUAGCCAGCCUCGCCGUGGUCUCGGCCGCCGCGUCCGUGGCCCUGGCUUACGCUCGUCUCGCCACCUCGCGGCUGGCCCCCGGCAUCCCCCGCCUCGCGGCGCUACUCCCGGUGCUCCUACUCCUCCCAGUCCUCCCCUUCGCCUUCUCCUCGAUCCACCUCCGCACCAUCUCCGCCUUCUUCCUCGUCUGGCUCUGCGGCUUCAAGCUCCUCCUCCUCGCCGCGGGGCACGGGCCGCUCCACCCCGCCCUCCCGCUCGUGCGCUUCGUCGCGUGCGCCGCGCUGCCCGUCAAGGUCCGGGACAAGACCGAGAAGCAGCAGCAACAGGCAUCCCGCUCCUCUCUCCCUUCCGGAUUCCUGCUGUCCUACGCGGCCAAGGCGGCGCUCUUCUCCGCGCUCGUCUCCGUCCGGUGCUACAGGGCGCGGAUGCCCGCAUACGCCGUGCCCGUGUUCGACGGCGCGCACGUGUACCUGAUGCUGGAGCUCUUCCUCGCGUCCGCCGCGGCGCUCGCCCGCGCGCUGCUGGGCGCGGAGCUGGAGCCGCAGUUCGACCGGCCGUACCUCGCCUCCUCCCUCCGCGACUUCUGGGGCCGGCGGUGGAACCUCAUGGUCCCCGGCGUGCUCCGGCCCUGCGUGUACCGCCCCGUGCGCGCACGCUUCGGCGCCGCGGCGGGCGUGCUCGCGGCGUUCCUCGUGUCCGGGGCCAUGCACGAGGUCAUGUUCUACUACAUCACGCUGGAGCCCGGGACCGGGGAGGUCACCGCGUUCUUCGCGCUGCACGGCGCGUGCGCGGUGGCCGAGCGGUGGCUGGCGCGGCAGCACGGCGGCGUGUGGCGGCCGCCGCGGCCCGUCGCGACGGCGCUGACGCUGGCGUUCGUGACGGGGACCGGGUCGUGGCUCUUCUUCGCGCCCGUGAUCCGGAGCGGGCUGGACGAGGCCAUCAUCGCGGAGUGCGAGGGUAUGCUGGCGUUCUUGGAGCGGGCUGGCCGGAAUCUAGCCGCGAUGGCACAUUUGGUUUGA